Phaeodactylum tricornutum CCAP 1055/1 is the source of this 1113-nucleotide messenger RNA. RefSeq lists its product with no specific name. The record is from RefSeq and is a predicted model, not a curated record. Bases 199 to 1113 code for a protein of 304 amino acids. NCBI's taxonomy places the organism in Eukaryota, Bacillariophyta, Bacillariophyceae, Surirellales, Neidiaceae. The transcript is spliced from 2 exons.
AACAAUCGACGGGAGGCUUUCUACGCAUUCAAAUCUCUUGCCACUGUACAACAAUCGGUUCACUGUCAGUUGCAUUUUCGUUUCCCUCAGCGUUCACAUUGACCUGAUUGAAAGAAUCAACGGGAGAAACAAAGCAAGCUCCGCCAAUAUUCACCCGAAAGCCUUACUUUCUACGACUGACCCUUUCGCACGCCAAACAUGACAAGCAGUCCUACCGUAACCCCGAAUACUUCGGCGAAUCGCCGACGGCAUCGCGUUACCGCUGAUCCCCAUUGGAAAACGGCGCAAGCCGCUUUGACGCACGCCGUGUCGCGAGCGGUGCGGGAGCUCCGGCACGAGUACGGAUAUUCGUUCGAUCGGGCGGCACAAGCCGUUUUCCAGCAUCUAGAGAUAGGUAGCAGUGCCACAGCGCCCGUAGAGCAGCACGAGGUAUCCGCGAUGACGCGUCGUUACGGAAUUGGUAGCGUACAUGCGCGCUUAGCUUUGGCCGUGGCUCGAACGAUUCAAAAGCAAGCGUGCGAAACCAAAAGUGCCGCGGCCGUCGUGGAAGAGAUGAUUCGCAAGCUGUCGCCCACUGCCGUUCUUGUGCAGCACGGCACUCGUUUGGAAGACACCGAUGGGUUUGUUGUUACGGCAGCUACUAGUAUAUCGACGCCGACAACGGUGCCGUCUCGUCAAAAAUCUGCAACUACAACAGCAGCACCCACACGCAGCGCAGGCCCCCCAUCGCGCCCCAACGUCCGGCCGGGCACCAAUGGUCCUAUCAACAUUACUUCUCAUACCGUCGUCAACACCAGCACUGCGAAUGGCAAGCCUGCCCAAAAGAAGAAAUCUAAAAUGAAAAAGGAAAGCGCGAUCGCGCCCAAGUCUGGUACCAUUAGCACGCGCAAACGAUCGCUGGACGAAAGCACCCCGCAACACGAGGUAUCCGCCUCGACUAUUAGCCCUCCUUCCGCAUCCCGCGUGCGGUCGGAGUCGAUGGAGGCCGUCUCGGCCAAGCUUGAAACGGGCGAAGAAAAAGCUGGCGUCUCACCCAUCGCUCGUAAACGCGGACGUUCCGAAGAAUCCACGGAACAGCUGUCGAGCACGAAACGACCGCGCAACGUGACCUGA